Molecule: messenger RNA, 2555 nt
Organism: Pungitius pungitius (ninespine stickleback)
Lineage: Eukaryota; Metazoa; Chordata; Actinopteri; Perciformes; Gasterosteidae
Product: tetratricopeptide repeat protein 31-like
Exons: 18
Coding region: 367-2151 (594 amino acids)
Molecular function (GO): RNA binding; protein binding
Source: RefSeq, a predicted model, not a curated record
CAUAAAGAAAUACAUUCAACAUUUUAAAAAAAAGUGUCGAGGGGCUUAUCAAAGUCCUACCCGUGUACAAGGAAGGGAAUGUAAUUCAAACCGUGGGGGGAAGCAGCCUGUGGUAGGAGCGAGGAUGCUGCGCCGCUCUGUAGUGUCACAGUGCGCAUGCGCCCUUUAAAAAAAAAAGAAGAAAAAAAAAGAAAAACGAAGUUCCGCCCCUCCACGUGAAGGCAGAAGCUGGUUGAGCGCGCGCAAACAACAUGCAGUCUGGAAACGUUACAAGCGAACAACGUUAGCGUCAAGUUAUCGCCACUUCGUGGGCAAUCAACUCAACUCGAAUUUCCCACGCUGUGGAAAAAGCAAGCGUGACUGAACAUGGAGCUAUAUAGAGACGAGACUGAGUUUACGGAUCCUCGAAUGGUCCAACAGGUUGUGGAUUUCUUUGGGUCCUGUCCUGGUUUUCAAAAUAUAAUAAGAAUGGGACUUAUUGCGGAUAUGGAAUACGGUGAUGAAGAAAAUGUCACGGAUGAGGAUGAUUAUGUAUAUCAGAGGCUGUCUGACAAGGACUCUGAAAGAAGAGUGAAAUUAUUAGAAGAAAUAAAGAAGGAAAAGGCUGAGAAGAAGCGACACAAAAAGCUGAAUCGAAAGGAGAGACGGCGACUUGAGAAGUUGAAGGAAAAGCAGAAACUUACAAAAUGUGAAAAGGGAAAAGAUGAUUCACAGCAAUCUAAGACAGAGGGGACCAAACCAGUUAAUGAUAAAUCCAAACGCGAUACAAUUUCUAGUGAUGAUGAGUAUGAAUCAGCAAACCAAACAGACAGCAGUGACUGUAGUGAAGACAAAUCCAGCGAUGACGAUAGCAACACCACCAACGACUCGGCCCACUUUGAGGAGCUGGACAUGAACAGCAUGUUUGUGAGCAAAGCGGCUCUCAUAGCCAGGCGUAAACUGGAGCAGAAGCCAGAGACUAAGGAGAAAAAAAAGGCCGUCAAAGUAGAACCUCAAAUGGUCCCCGACAAACUUAAUAAGGACACGGAAGAUGAGCAGAAGGAUUCAGCCGCCCUUGGCAGCCCCACAGCUGGUGAUAAUGUUAAAAUAAGCACUGAUUUUGCAGUUAUUGGAAAUAGGUUUGCAAGUAUUGGAGACUUUAAGAUGGCUGUGAAGUAUUUCACCGACGCAAUUAAGCACAACCCUACAGAGUUUAAGUUGUUUGGCAAUCGUUCCUUCUGUUUUGAAAAGAUGCAAGAAUAUGAGAAGGCGCUGGCUGACGCCGAGCUGUCACUCAGCAUGUUGCCAGGCUGGGUCAAAGGUCUGUUUAGGAGGGGCAGGGCUUUGGCCGGUCUAAAGCGGUACGAGGAGGCCGCUCAGGCCUUCAGGGAAGUCCUCAAAGUGGACGGCUCCUGUGCAGAGGCGGCCCAGGAGCUGAUGCGGGUGCAGAUAACACAACUAAUGGAUUACGGUUUCACGCGGGAGCAGAGCUCAAAUGCUUUAAUUAUUCACGGGACGGUAAAAAAAGCCCAGGAGGUGCUGUCCAAGCUUAACCAGCAACCUGGAGCGAUCCACUCCAAUAGCACCUUCGCACCGGCUCAAGUAGCCGAUGGGUUCGGCGUCUCGUCGGCCCCCGCAGCCAGCGCGCUCCCUGCCCCUCACGCCCACGACUUACCAAAACCAGCGUCUAAGAACAAACCUUUAGGCCCCGUACAGAACGAGCCGAAUGCGCAGAGUCGACCUUUGAAGACCAAUCGAGCCAUACGUCCGCCACAUGAGCUGUUUCCAGUCUGGGUGGGAAACUUGGUUAGCCCGGUCAACGAGUCUGUGAUUACCAGUCUCUUUAGCCAGGUCGGGGAUGUCAGUAGUGUGAAGAUUCUCAGUUUUAAAAGAUGUGCCUUCGUAAACUUUACAAAUCCAGAGCAUUGUUAUGAAGCAAUCAGUCGUUUUCAUGGUUAUGAGCUGAACGGCAUGAGGCUCGCUGUGAGGUUUCCAGAUAGGAUCCCUAAGGGUUUGGGAAUUUCUAGUUCUGCCCUCAUAUCGGAAGAAGAGGGGGAUAUGAGUUACAGGAGGGACGACUUUGGGGAACAGAGGUACACCGUUGGAAGUGGACGACCAAUCCGCGCAUACAGACAAGUCCCCAACGACUACAAAAGCCCCCACGAGUACUGAGAGGAGAAGGAAGACGCCAAUGAAUCUCCCACGCAACCAAAGAAUGAUCACGUGUUAGUAGUAGAGAAAGGAACGUUUAUUUUUUUAAAGUAAAUUGCUUGAUUUAAAGAAAUUAUAGUUUUUUCCCUUUCCGUUCAUAUAAGGAUACCGUGAGGUAUGUGCGCUGAUGGUUCCAGGAGCAAAUUCUCCCAUGUGACAUAAUUGAAACCUGACCGACAUGUAACAGACUUGUUUUAAUCAUCGUAUUAAGCUUUUUAAAUGAUUUACGUUAAGGACAGUUGAUAACACACGAAGGAAUGUUGUAAACUCAAUAUAAAUUACUGUCUAUAAGUAAUCACUUUAUGAUUACUUUAUUACGCAAGUAACUGUUCUUCAUAUAGCUAUUAAAGAUGCUUUCAUAUUAA